AUGUUCCAACAUAGCCCGCUGGAUCACAACAAAUCAUCUAUCCGCUUAAUCGAGAUUCUGCCCUCCUUGUCGCGGGAAGGACAUAUCCAAUGUACCAUAUCACAUCACACAAUCGAAGCCUCCUACGACUGCCUCUCGUACAGAUGGGGUGAUCCACUUCCGGAAGCGAAAAUUCUUGUCAAUGGCCAGCCCUUCAGUGUUCGAUGGAAUCUAUUUGACUUCCUCGAUGUGGAGCGUCUCAAACGCGAGGAAUCGUCUUUGAGAAUGAUGCACUUUUCGGCAGACAAAUUUAAUUAUCCAAAGUCUUCUGUAAGAUCGUCGGAUUUACCAAAACCAACGACACAGACCCGAUUGCUGUGGAUCGAUGCCCUUUGCAUUGAUCAGAAGAACAAUUUGGAGCGUGAUCACCAGGUUGCUCAAAUGGGAAAAAUCUUCUCACAAGCAAACACGGUUUACGUCUGGUUGGGCACAAUGCCCAUAUUGAGCCAACUAUCCAUUAUUCAUUCCGGACAGUUGUCUUCGAUUUUGAAAUUCUCCAGGCGCCGCCAUCUGCCAUUUGAUGACCCAAUUCAAUUUUGGAACUGUAUGUUUCUUCUUGAUUACUCUUUGUUCUCAAACGAACAUGUAGCACACGACUUCAAGAACGAGUUUUUUCUUAAUGAGUACUGGAGUCGUGCUUGGAUUACCCAAGAAUUAUACUUGGCACAGUCAGCUAUUCUAGUGCUUAAGCAUCAGAAGAAUAUUGACCUCCGAGACGUCUAUCGGAUGCUAUAUCGGGUGAUCGCGUUUGCACCCUACCCUCAUCCCCUCAGCUUAUUCAACUUCCUUGGAAACGUCUUCUCAAAUCGAGAUGCCUCUAGGAGCCUUGGGGAUGACUUUGCGCAACUCCUGCACACGUUUCGAGCCACGAAGUGCUCUGUACCUCGGGAUCGAAUAUUCUCAAUCUUGCCCCUGUACCGCUGGAGCAAAUUCAUCCGAGUCGACUAUGAAAAAGCAGACGACGAAUUGGCGGUAGACGUUCUGAACUGUCGGAAAGAGCCCACACAGCUGUGCCGUGUUGCAGUCAUGGCACGAAGCCUCCUGCCUCAAUCUAGUCCUCUCGGCACCGGAUUCUUAGACCUGGACAUAUUGAUUAGCGACUUUCAUUGGGGUCCACUCCAGAUCUCGCAUAUACCCAUGAGCAAAGCAAGACCAUGCCAUGAGCAGGGUUCAAAACCACCACCUUGUUACUCCCGUCCGCUCGAAAGUGUUGACUACCAUUACUAUGACACCCCUCUAUCUACGAAAGGCAUACGAGAUCACGAAUGCAAGAUCUGGGUCCUAGCACGCAAGCUCUUUCUAACCAGUGUAACUCUCGUUGGAAUACCGGCAAACCGCGCUUGGGACGAACUGUCUGUAGAAGGAACUGCCACGGAAGUACCCUUGGGCUUCGCACGACAUCGCUCAAAAGACCACCCGAAAGCACUACCAGUUCUUGGCAACCGCAAGAAGUGGCGAAUGUACGGCAAAGGCAUCAGCUUCAGACCAAUUGAGGAAGGAAACAGUGGUUGGGCUAUGCGAAUAUCGCUCUGUCUGGUUUGGGACAUGGUGAAGUCGUGGAACCGGCUGGAGUCAUGGGGCGAAAUUGAGCCUUGUGCUUAUGCUUGCGGAGCUGCACGAGUGGGCUACGAAGUGCCUGAUGGGUGA
Molecule: messenger RNA, 1686 nt
Organism: Ascochyta rabiei
Lineage: Eukaryota; Fungi; Ascomycota; Dothideomycetes; Pleosporales; Didymellaceae
Exons: 1
Coding region: 1-1686 (561 amino acids)
Source: RefSeq, a predicted model, not a curated record